Molecule: messenger RNA, 1735 nt
Organism: Oryza brachyantha (malo sina)
Lineage: Eukaryota; Viridiplantae; Streptophyta; Magnoliopsida; Poales; Poaceae
Product: DNA-3-methyladenine glycosylase
Exons: 5
Coding region: 71-1105 (344 amino acids)
Biological process (GO): base-excision repair
Molecular function (GO): DNA-3-methyladenine glycosylase activity
Source: RefSeq, a predicted model, not a curated record
ACAUUGCAAAGAAAACCACACAUUCUCUUCAGUCUUCUUGCACCCUUUUGCCUCUUGGCAAUUCAACACAAUGCUCACCACAUCAUCACACAGCAGGCACCACCAUGCAUUUGAGAAGAGCCCUAGCCAACACAUGGUGAAGAACAUAGACAGGAAGCAGCUGCAGGGUGCCAUGAGCCAUGCCAGCAAGUACCUGCAGAGGAUCUACCCUCUGGGGAUCCAGAGGACCAGCUCCAACCUCACACUGUCAUCACUCUCCCUGUCACAGAACUCCAAUGACUCAUCACUCAGUAGCUCAAAUUCUAGCUGGGAGCCAAAGGUCCCUUUGCUGUAUGGUGGCACAUUUAGCCCCUGGGGAGAUGUGCUCAUGUCCUUGGAGAGGAGGAGAGAAGAUGACAAGGUUAGUGAUCAUGAUGUUGAGGGGGAGGAAGAGGACUCUGAUUGCAGUGAGCCAGGGAGCUUGCAUAGGUGCAGCUGGAUCACCAAAAACAGUGAUGAGGCGUACAUUCAGUUCCACGACGAGUGCUGGGGCGUCCCUGUGUACAACGACAAUCGCCUCUUCGAGCUGCUUGCGUUGUCGGGGAUGCUCAUCGACCACAACUGGACUGAGAUACUCAAGAGAAGAGACAUGUACAGCCAUGCAUGGCGAUGGCUGUGGCUGAUCCAUUUCAGGGAAGCGUUCGCCGACUUCGAUCCCAACACGGUGGCGAAGAUGGACGAGAACGACGUCGCCGAGAUCAGCGGCAACAAGGAGCUGAAGCUGGCCGAGUGCAGGGUCCGGUGCAUCAUCGAGAACGCCAAAUGCAUUCAGAAGGUGGGGAAGGAGUUUGGGUCAUUUAGCCGGUACAUAUGGGGGCACGUGAACCACCGGCCGACGGUGGGGAAGUACAAGCACCACAAGUACAUCCCGUUCCGGACGCCCAAGUCGGAGGCGGUGAGCAAGGACCUCGUCCGCCGCGGCUUCCGCCUCGUAGGCCCCGUCAUCGUCUACUCCUUCAUGCAGGCCGCCGGCAUGGUCAUCGACCACCUCGUCGACUGCUUCCGCUUCCCGGAGUGCGUCCGCCUCGCCGACCGCUCCUGGGGCAUCACCAACGUCGCCGCCUGAAUCCUUCGGGGCUUCUUCAGAUCAUAUAAAUUUUACAGGAAUUUUAGAUAAAACAGUUCAAUUUAUCUUUUUUUUCUCUGAAAAUCAUUCAAACCGAAGAGGCCCUAAGAAAAAACCAAACUUUUUCAUCGGCGCUAAGUCGCUGAUCCUCAAAAUUCCCCCACGAUCUUAAACUUUCGUUUUUGUUUGGUUUUCUCUUCGCUCUGUGAAUUGGCGAUGAUUUGUAUGAUGUGCGCUGAACUAGGCUAGUGUUAAGUUAUUUUCCUUUUUUCCUGCUCGCUCCCGCUUGGAAUGUGGUGAGGUGAGUAAGUUAGUGGUUGGUUGGUUUGCAAGAAUAAGUUAAGAAGAUCUUCCUUCUGUUUGGGCUUAACUGGGGUGUUGCAUGAGAAUGGAGCCCACAACUUACAUGCUCACUAGAAUAGGUUGGGUUGCUCCAUGUGUCAUGUGUGGCUUUUCUCUCUCAAGAUCCUUUAGUUUAGUCUAUUUUGUAUGAAUAUUCGAUCAUCAAGACGAGAUGGUAUUUAUUUUUCAUUUGUCAGGUUACCAGAAGAUGUCUACUAUCUGGGUGUACUCACUAUAUCUGUCACUAUAUCUGCCAGAUGAUGGAUAAAAACCAUGGUUGGCAACUUC